AUGGACAUCAAGUCACUGUCCGAGGUGCAGAAGCAGAUCUUCACCAAUCUGAUCGAGAAGCUGAUCGCUCGCAACAAGUUUCCACCGAGCGAAGCGGAAGACGUCCAGAAGCUGCUGGAGAACGUGCGCGAUGCGAAGAACUUUCACAAGAUCAUGGAGAAACUGAAGGAAUGCGGCCAGCUGGACGUCGAUAUCGAGGAAAACUUCCGCGAAGAGAAUGGAAUUUUCCUCAAAGAUACGGCCAAAAAGUUUGGACCCGGCGGCCAAACACUCACACCGCGCCACACUAUCGACGCAAUAUUAGGUUUGAAUAAUUGUGACAAUGGAGGCGACUCGAGCGAUGCGACCGAUCUCAGUGCAUCGCCCUUCGGUCAGAUCAAGGUGUGCGAUCAGCAGCAAAUGCUGGCCGCCAAAGCGCCUCUCCCGGCCUACGGUACCGCCCUUGGCAGUCCUUCCGGCAGUCCGGACAAAUAUCAGCACCAGCAGCAGCAACAACAGCAGCAACAGCAGCAGCAGCAGUUGGCCAAUUAUCAAAAUCACAUCAAAUCCCUGGACUUGGCCGCCGCCCUCGAUCCGUCGUCCGGCGCGGGCGGCGGACUCCAUCAUCAGCCGCAGCAUCCCGGUACGGCCACCGGUCACCCGUCCCACCUGGCCGCCCAGGCUGAGCUCGAGUACAUGAAGAGCCUGAAGGAGACGAACAAAUACUUCAUCGACCGCAACUACCGGGCGGCCCUGGGGUACGCGGUGGCCGGCGGUGGCGGCUCUCGAGGAGCACCACCGGUGGGGGACGGCGGCGGCGUAGUCACCGACUACGAGGAGGACCUCAUCGCGUCCGGGCCGCUGAAGCGCAAAUACGCGGAGCGGGCCCCGGGCUCGGACGGUGGCGGGGGUGGAGGCGCGGAAAGCAAUCCGUCCGACAGCUCCAUUAACAAAUAUAAUAAGCUGCAUGAGUCAGCCGAUAAAUCAAUUAGGGCUAAUAGUUUCGAUUAUAUGAAAAAUUUCGACGAGCUCCGGGCCCGGCAGCAGGCGGCGGCGGCCUAUGAGGCUGACCAGCAGCAGCCACAGCCACAGCAUCACCUCCAUCCGACGACCCAACAGCAGCAGCAACAUCAUCUCCAUCAACAGACACAGCAGCACCUCCCGCAGCAGCAGCAGCAGCAGUCACCUUCGGGCGCGACUCCCCAACAGCAGCAGCACGGGCCGUCGGGUGGAGCGGCGACCGCCGAUGACUACCGGCAGUCGGUGGACGGCGGGGACAAGGGCACGGACGACGGUGGGACGGUCAGCUACGCGUCCAGCGAGGAGCUCAAUCAGACCACGUCCAGCGAGCAGGGCGAGAAGGUCGGUUCCGGUAGCGACGACGAAGGAGGUGACGAUAAUUGCUCGAAGAAGAAGCACCGACGUAACCGGACCACCUUCACCACCUACCAACUGCACGAGCUGGAACGGGCGUUCGAGAAGAGCCACUACCCGGAUGUCUACUCCCGCGAGGAGCUCGCGAUGAAAGUCAAUUUGCCGGAAGUCCGCGUUCAGGUUUGGUUUCAGAAUCGGCGCGCAAAAUGGCGCCGGCAGGAAAAAUCGGAGAGUCUGCGGUUGGGACUGUCACACUUCUCGCAGCUGCCCCACCGGCUGUCCUGUAACGGGGGCAACCUUCCGGUCGAUCCGUGGUUAUCGCCGCCGCUGCUCUCGGCACUACCAGGGUUUCUGUCGCACCCGCAGGGAGUGUACCCGAGCUACCUAACGCCACCGCUAAGCCUCAACCCGUCCAACCUGGGCAUGACGCAGCUCGGGCUGGGCCACCCGAACCCCAGCUUGCGCAUCUCGCCCCAGAGCAUGGCCGCCAUGUCUCCGCAGAUGACCGCCGGUGGCGGAAUGCGGCUCUCGCCCCCUCAUCACCUCAACGGUGGCCUUGGAGGGGGGCCACAGAACCUGUCGAUGCCACCCUCAGGCCACGGCCAUCAACCCAACCCGACGCCACGUCACCAUUCGCCCCUCGACGGGGGUCAAACGUUGCAGCACCAACCACCGCAUCCCGCACCAUCGUCCGGUGGCUCCACCGGACCACCCAACUGUCCCGUCUCGUCGCCCCAGAACCUCUCCCUAACGCCCCCAGGACACCGCUCUCCGUCGGGAGCCACCGUCAGUUCGCAACCGCUCAGCCCUAGCUCAUCCCCGACUGGCCCGAAGCACACCAAACUGGCACCGAUCGAUCCGGGCUCGGAAUCGGACAGUCCAACGGCGGCAGACCAAGGGGCGGGUGGGCGGACGACCACCGCCACGGCAGCCCUCAACAUGACGGUUCAUCACUCGAGCGACAUGCGCACCAACUCGAUCGCGACGCUGCGCAUCAAGGCCAAGGAGCACCUGGAGAACCUGAGCAAAGGCAUGACCACCAUGGUGUAA
Anopheles cruzii is the source of this 2403-nucleotide messenger RNA. Its product is annotated as retinal homeobox protein Rx. Lineage: Eukaryota; Metazoa; Arthropoda; Insecta; Diptera; Culicidae. Gene Ontology annotation, molecular function: RNA polymerase II cis-regulatory region sequence-specific DNA binding; DNA-binding transcription factor activity, RNA polymerase II-specific. The record is from RefSeq and is a predicted model, not a curated record. The coding region runs from base 1 to 2403 and encodes 800 amino acids. The transcript is spliced from 8 exons. Gene Ontology annotation, biological process: positive regulation of transcription by RNA polymerase II.